GUGCCGGGAGGGGCGGAGGCGGUGCGGUGCCAGUGGUGGUGAGCCGCACCCCCGCCCCAGGCCAUGGGCUGCGCGCUCUCGGCCGAGGAGCGCGCCGCGAUGGCGCGCAGCAAGCAGAUCGAGAAGAACCUGAAGGAGGACGGCAUGCAGGCGGCGAAGGACAUCAAGCUGUUGCUCCUGGGUGCUGGAGAAUCCGGAAAAAGUACCAUCGUUAAACAGAUGAAAAUUAUUCACGAGAGCGGGUUCACCGCGGAGGACUUCAAGCAGUAUCGUCCAGUGGUCUAUAGCAAUACCAUCCAGUCACUCGUGGCGAUCCUGAGAGCUAUGACCAACCUGGGCAUCCAAUUCGCCAACAACGAGCGAGAGCCGGACGCCAAGAUGGUGAUGGACGUCAUCUCCCGGAUGGAGGACACGGAGCCGUUCAGUGACGAGCUGCUGGCGGCCAUGAACCGGCUCUGGCUGGACGGCGGCGUGCAGGAGUGCUUCGGCAGGUCCAACGAGUACCAGCUGAACGACUCAGCCAAAUAUUUCCUAGAUGACCUAGCGCGCCUGGGUGCCAAGGACUACCAGCCAACUGUGCAAGACAUCCUGCGAACCCGGGUCAAAACGACUGGCAUCGUCGAAGUACACUUCUCCUUCAAAAACCUCAACUUUAAACUGUUCGACGUGGGCGGUCAGCGGUCCGAGCGGAAGAAGUGGAUCCAUUGCUUCGAAGACGUGACGGCCAUCAUCUUCUGCGUGGCCAUGUCCGAGUACGACCAGGUGCUGCACGAGGACGAGAGCACGAAUCGAAUGCAAGAGAGCCUGAAGCUGUUCGACUCCCAUUGCAACAACAAGUGGUUCACCGA
Molecule: messenger RNA, 848 nt
Organism: Pollicipes pollicipes
Lineage: Eukaryota; Metazoa; Arthropoda; Thecostraca; Pollicipedomorpha; Pollicipedidae
Product: guanine nucleotide-binding protein G(o) subunit alpha
Biological process (GO): adenylate cyclase-modulating G protein-coupled receptor signaling pathway
Cellular component (GO): cytoplasm; heterotrimeric G-protein complex
Molecular function (GO): G-protein beta/gamma-subunit complex binding; GTP binding; GTPase activity
Source: RefSeq, a predicted model, not a curated record